Messenger RNA from Octodon degus (degu), 536 nucleotides. It is a transcript of the gene Pet117, whose product is annotated as PET117 homolog. Gene Ontology annotation, cellular component: mitochondrion. The coding region runs from base 242 to 520 and encodes 92 amino acids. The transcript is spliced from 2 exons. Gene Ontology annotation, biological process: mitochondrial respiratory chain complex IV assembly. The record is from RefSeq and is a predicted model, not a curated record. Lineage: Eukaryota; Metazoa; Chordata; Mammalia; Rodentia; Octodontidae.
CUAAAGCAGUAAAAUGCUCAAGUUGAGUUUGAAUUUGCAAUCCUCACCCUCAAGGGGUCGGGGCGGAUAGGGCCGGAUGCUGGAUCACUCCGGGGCGGAGCGGUUUAGGACAGGAGUUUGAGACCGCUCUGCCCGCGCGGUAGGCAGGGCGCUUGGUGCUCGGCUUUCGAUUGCUCGCACCUGGCACGACUGGGGCGCGCCAGUUCUGCGCUCGAGGGGUCGCGCCUGGCGGCAUCUGCGCAUGCUCGGCGACCCUUGCAGGCGGUGGCGCGGGAUGUCGCGGGCCUCCAAGGUGGUGCUGGGCCUCUCUGUGCUGCUCACCGCGGGCACGGUGGCCGGCGUGCACCUCAGGCAGCAGCAGGACCGUCAGAGGCUUCGUGACGGAGUGAUCCGAGACAUUGAGAGGCAAAACCGGAAAAAAGAAAACAUUCGUCUUUUGGGCGAGCAGAUUAUUUUGACUGAGCAACUUCAAGCAGAAAGAGAGAAGAUACUGUUGGAAAAAGGAUCUCAGAAAACGUGACUUUCAGUGAAUGUGA